CAGCUGGGGGUAAGGGGGGCGGAUUAUUCAUAUAAUUGUUAUACCAGACGGUCGCAAGCUUAUUCCAAUUGCAGAGAACCCGCUUCCCAGGCUUCCGAGAGUCCCGGAAGUGCCUAAACCUUCUGGGGCUUGGGUGGCCGGUCGCUGCCUGGUGUCUUCCCAUUACCCAGGGCGGGCAGCCAAGUGGUGCCUCCCGCGUCCCCCACACUUUCCCUUAGCCCUUCCCCUCCGGCCUGUCCUGGGCAGGUGACCUGGAGCAUCUGGCAGGCUGCCCUGGCCUCCUGCGUCAGGACAACGCCCACGAGGGGCGUUACUGUGCGGAGAUGCACCGCGCAAGAGACACCCUUUGUAACUCUCGUCUCCUCCCUAAUGCGAGGUUAAAACCUUCAACCCCACGUGCUGUUUGCAAACCUCUCUGUACCUGAGGCCCUAAAAAGCCAGAGACCUCACUCCCGGGGAGCCAGCAUGUCCACUGCGGUCCUGGAAAACCCAGGCUUGGUCAGGAAACUCUCUGACUUUGGACAGGAAACAAGCUAUAUUGAAGACAACGCCAAUCAAAAUGGUGCCAUAUCACUGAUCUUCUCACUCAAAGAAGAAGUUGGUGCACUGGCCAAAGUAUUGCGCUUAUUUGAGGAGAAUGAUAUAAACCUGACCCACAUUGAAUCUAGACCUUCUCGUUUAAAGAAAGAUGAGUAUGAAUUUUUCACCCAUUUGGAUAAACGUAGCCUGCCUGCUCUGACAAACAUCAUCAAGAUCUUGAGGCACGACAUUGGGGCCACUGUCCAUGAGCUUUCACGAGAUAAGAAGAAAGACACAGUGCCCUGGUUCCCAAGAACCAUUCAAGAACUGGACAGAUUUGCCAAUCAGAUUCUCAGCUAUGGAGCGGAACUGGAUGCUGACCACCCUGGUUUUAAAGAUCCUGUGUACCGUGCAAGACGGAAGCAGUUUGCUGACACUGCCUACAAUUACCGCCAUGGGCAGCCCAUCCCUCGAGUGGAAUACACAGAGGAAGAAAAGAAAACCUGGGGUACAGUGUUCAAGACUCUGAAGUCCUUGUAUAAAACCCAUGCUUGCUAUGAGUACAAUCACAUUUUUCCACUUCUUGAAAAGUACUGUGGCUUCCGUGAAGAUAAUAUUCCCCAGCUGGAAGACGUUUCUCAAUUUCUGCAGACUUGCACUGGUUUCCGCCUCCGACCUGUGGCUGGCCUGCUUUCCUCUCGGGAUUUCUUGGGUGGCCUGGCCUUCCGAGUUUUCCACUGCACACAGUACAUCAGACAUGGAUCCAAGCCCAUGUACACCCCCGAACCUGACAUCUGCCAUGAGCUGUUGGGACAUGUGCCCUUGUUUUCAGAUCGCAGCUUUGCCCAGUUUUCCCAGGAAAUUGGCCUUGCCUCUCUGGGUGCACCUGAUGAGUACAUUGAAAAGCUCGCUACAAUUUACUGGUUUACUGUGGAAUUUGGGCUCUGCAAACAAGGAGACUCCAUAAAGGCAUAUGGUGCUGGGCUCCUGUCAUCCUUUGGUGAAUUACAGUACUGCUUAUCAGACAAGCCAAAGCUCCUUCCCCUGGAGCUGGAGAAGACAGCCAUCCAAAAGUACACUGUUACGGAGUUCCAGCCCCUGUAUUAUGUGGCGGAGAGUUUUAAUGAUGCCAAGGAGAAAGUAAGGAACUUUGCUGCCACAAUCCCUCGGCCCUUCUCAGUUCGCUAUGACCCAUACACCCAAAGGAUUGAGGUCUUGGACAAUACCCAGCAGCUUAAGAUUUUGGCUGAUUCCAUUAACAGUGAAAUUGGAAUCCUUUGCAGUGCCCUCCAGAAAAUAAAGUAAAGCCAUGGACAGAACUUGGUCUGUCAACUGUGAAUCUAUUGAUGGAGAUCCAACUAUUUCUUUUAUCAGAAAAAGUCUGAAAAGCAAACCUUAAUUUGAAAUAAGAGGCUUAAAUCCUUUAUAGAACAAGAUGGAGAAACAACAAAUAAGUCAAAAUAAUCUGAAAUGACAGGAUAUGAGUACAUACUCAAACGCAUAAUGGUAAAUCUUUUGGGGUCAUCUUUGCUUUAGACAUGAUAAUCCCAUACUCUCAAUUGAGUUAAAUCAGUAAUCUGUCGCAUUUCAUCAAGGUUAAUUAAAAUUUGGGACCUGCUUCAUUCAAGCUUCAUAUAUGCUUUGUAGAGAAUUCAUAAAGGAGCAUAUAAGGCUAAAUGUAAAACACAAGACUGUCAUCAUAAUUGAAUUAGUGGGCUUCCUAUAAAUUGUAACCUAUGAAGUUUAUUUUCUGUUAGAGUUAACUAUGAUUCCAAUUACUGCUUUGUUAUUGUACCUAAGUAAAUUUUCCUUAAUUCAGAAGCCCAUUAAAAUAUUUAUAAGCAUUGAACUUCUUUAGUAUUAUAUUAAUAUAAAACAUUUUUGUAUGUUUUGUUGUAAUUACAAAUACUGCUGUAUAAGGUAAUAAAACUGUGCACCUAAUCCCCAUAACUUCCAGUUUCAUUUUCCAAUUAAUUAUCAAGUCUGUUUUGGGAGACAUUUUGAAGACAUUUAUUAUGCAGCAGAUGUUGACUAAAGGCUUGCUUGGUAGAUAUUCAGGAAAUGUUCAUUGAAUAAAUAAGUAAAUACAUUAUUGAAAAGCAAAUCUCUAUACAUGUGAAAAUUUUAUUUGUAUUAGAAAUAAAACAUUAGUAGUUUAA
This is a messenger RNA of Mandrillus leucophaeus (drill), 2678 nucleotides long. RefSeq names its product phenylalanine hydroxylase (gene PAH). The record is from RefSeq and is a predicted model, not a curated record. NCBI's taxonomy places the organism in Eukaryota, Metazoa, Chordata, Mammalia, Primates, Cercopithecidae. The transcript is spliced from 13 exons. Bases 466 to 1824 code for a protein of 452 amino acids. Gene Ontology annotation, biological process: L-tyrosine biosynthetic process; L-phenylalanine catabolic process. Gene Ontology annotation, molecular function: phenylalanine 4-monooxygenase activity; iron ion binding.